UCCCCUUCCCUGGCAGUCUCCUUCCCUCUCUGCGUUCCUUCUCACUAUCCCUACCGUCUGCAAUCCGCUGCUUCCGUCGCCGUAGUUGUUACGUUUACUCUGCGCCGGAAGAAGAAUCCGCGAACGCCUUUGGAGUUAUGGCGGCGGUAGAUGUGCGAGAUAAUCUGUUGGGAAUCUCUUGGGUUGACAGUUCCUGGAUCCCCAUUUUGAACAGUGGAAGUGUCCUGGAUUACUUUUCAGAAAGAAGUAAUCCUUUUUAUGACAGGACAUGUAAUAAUGAAGUGGUCAAAAUGCAGAGGCUAACAUUAGAACACUUAAAUCAGAUGGUUGGAGUGGAAUACAUCCUUUUACAUGCGCAAGAGCCCAUCCUUUUUAUCAUUCGGAAGCAACAGCGGCAGUCCCCUACCCAAGUUAUCCCACUGGCUGAUUACUAUAUCAUUGCUGGAGUGAUCUAUCAGGCACCAGACUUGGGAUCAGUUAUAAACUCUAGAGUGCUUACUGCAGUGCAUGGCAUUCAGUCAGCUUUCGACGAAGCUAUGUCAUACUGUCGAUAUCAUCCUUCCAAAGGGUAUUGGUGGCACUUCAAAGAUCAUGAAGAGCAAGAUAAAGUCAAACCUAAAGCCAAAAGGAAAGAAGAACCAAGCUCUAUUUUCCAGAGACAACGUGUGGAUGCUUUACUCCUAGACCUUAGACAAAAAUUUCCACCCAAAUUUGUGCAGCAAAAGUCUGGAGAAAAGCCUGUCCCAGUGGAUCAGACAAAGAAAGAAGCAGAACCUAUACCAGAAACUGUAAAAUCUGAGGAGAAGGAGACCACAAAGAACACCCAACAGACGGUGAGCACUAAAGGCCCCCCUGAAAAACGAAUGAGACUUCAGUGAGUGUUGGACGAGAGAGAAACUUGCCGGACUCCUCUUGUCCCUCGUUAUACCUCAUUACUGUGACAGGCUCUUGAACUUUAGAAUUCUUUGUCACAGCCCUCUCGUUUGUAUAGAAUGUGCUUGUUCUUUAAGGAAGGGUGUAAAGAUCCUGAUGCUUUCGAUAUGAAUAUUAUGUAUCUUUUGUGACCUUUCUGCUACUGGACUUGAGCAGCCUCCUCACUCACGUGUGUACUGCUAUAUAUAUAUAACAAAAUAAAGGUAUUUGCGUAAACUUCUUUAUUAUGACUUUUUCCCCCUUAUUUUUCUCUCUGAAAUAUUUCCAGGUGCACUUUGUAAACACAAAGGAUUAAUGUUAAAGUGGUAUCUAAGCUUAUUUUCUUUUAUUAGUUGCUUAUUCCUCAGUAUUAAAAUAAUAAAGUUACUGAAAACUUGAAAGAUAAAGAAAAGGUAAAAACAACCUCACUCACCAAAUACCAUCACCCUACAAAUGCUAUAACAGUGUUGUGAAUUUUGUCUUCUUUUUCUGUAUAUAGAUGUUUUUAAAACCAGUUUGUAAUUAUUCUCUUCAUACAGUUGUGCUUUAUCAUAUUAUUAUGUCUGUUGUAAGCACUUCUCCAUGUUUAGUAUUUAUAGACUAUUUAUUUUAGUGACUGAAUAAUUCUUGUGAAUCAUAUGUUUUCUUAAACUCUCCCCAUGUGAUACUUAGGUUUUCCCCAAUAUUUUA
Messenger RNA from Ceratotherium simum simum (southern white rhinoceros), 1602 nucleotides. It is a transcript of the gene MED6, whose product is annotated as mediator complex subunit 6. Gene Ontology annotation, biological process: regulation of transcription by RNA polymerase II. Gene Ontology annotation, molecular function: transcription coregulator activity. Gene Ontology annotation, cellular component: mediator complex. Lineage: Eukaryota; Metazoa; Chordata; Mammalia; Perissodactyla; Rhinocerotidae. The record is from RefSeq and is a predicted model, not a curated record.